This is a messenger RNA of Entelurus aequoreus (snake pipefish), 2814 nucleotides long. RefSeq names its product gastrula zinc finger protein XlCGF57.1-like. The transcript has 4 exons. Gene Ontology annotation, biological process: regulation of transcription by RNA polymerase II; central nervous system development. Gene Ontology annotation, cellular component: nucleus. The record is from RefSeq and is a predicted model, not a curated record. Gene Ontology annotation, molecular function: RNA polymerase II cis-regulatory region sequence-specific DNA binding; DNA-binding transcription factor activity, RNA polymerase II-specific. NCBI's taxonomy places the organism in Eukaryota, Metazoa, Chordata, Actinopteri, Syngnathiformes, Syngnathidae. Bases 454 to 2082 code for a protein of 542 amino acids.
UUUUUUAAAGCACGAAACACCUCGCGAGAGCAGAGCAGCGCUGGCUAGUGACGUGAAGUGUGCCAACUGUCGUAAAAGCGCAUGGAAGAAGAACAAAGAGCUUGGUGCUUUUGGUUCUUUCCGGUGGUUUCCGUGUGCCCAAAUAAGGAACGUAGGAGGAAAAAGAGACAACACAACUAUUCUAAACUCAACUGCCUUUAAGCCACAGCCGUCAACGUUGACGUCCAGCAGCCCCCCCACAUUCAGGAGGAAGAGGAGGAAUGUUGGAUCACUCAGGAGGGAGAGUGUCUUCUAGGGCAGGAGGAGGCUGAUCUCACCAAGUUUCCACUGACUGUUGUCUCUGUGAAGACUGAAGAGCAUGAAGACAAACCACCUGAGUCCUCACAGCUUCAUCACAGUCCAAAUGUCUGUGAAGAACAUCUUCCCUCUGAGCAACAGGAGUGGAGCUUCAGGAUGGUGAAGGAGGAGUCACCACCCUCUUACUUUAAAGAGGAAGACAAGGACCCAUUCACCCCCAACUUUAAAGGUGAAGAGGAGGUGCCAGAGACAACAGACUUUAUCAAGAAAGUGAAGGAUCCACUGACCCCCAAAAUUAAACGGAACAAGGAGGAAACACUGACCCCCCACUUAAAAAAAGAAGAGGAGGCGCCACAGACCUUCCACUUUAAAGAAGAAGAGGAGGAACACAGCAUCAGUCAGGAGGGAGAUCAUAUUGAAGGACUGGAGGAGUUCCCAGUGAUUAGUGUCAUUGUGAAGAGUGAAGAUGAUGAAAGUGAAAGUGAGGAGAAGAGAGGGGCGGAGCCUCCAAGCAGCAGCUCAACACAACACAUGACAACAGAAGCUGAUGGAGACCACUGUGGAGGAUCACAAGCAGACAAGCUCUUAGCUCCACUAUCAGAUAGUGAGGACACAACGUCACACUCUCCUGACGCUGAUGAUGAAGACUCUAAAGCUGAUAAGACAUGUCACACUGACAACACCCGCUUUAAAUGUUCUCACUGUGACAAAACCUUUAAAAACCAUUGUCAUCUGAAAAGACACAUGAGAGCGCACACCGGAGAAAAACCUUUUAUCUGCUCAGUGUGUGGUAAAGGUUUUCUACUUGGUCAAAAUUUGAAAGUACAUAUGAGAACACACACUGGAGAAAGACCGUUUAUCUGUUCAAUCUGUGGUAAAGGUUUUAUACAAAGUGACAAUUUGAAAGUCCACAUGAGAAUACACACUGGUGAAAAACCUUUUACUUGCUCAACCUGUGGUAAAGGUUUUACACAAAGUCGGUAUUUGAAAGUACACAUGGGAACACACAACGAAGAAAAACCUUUUAUCUGUUCAAUCUGUGGUAAAGGUUUUGUACAAAUUGAAACUUUGAAAGUACACAUGAGAAUACACACUGGUGAAAAACCUUUUUCUUGCUCAACCUGCGGUAAAGGUUUUACACAAAGUCGGUUUAUGAAAGUGCAUAUGAGAACACACACCGGUGAAAAACCUUUUAUCUGUUCAAUAUGUGGAAAAGGUUGUACAGAAAGUAACAAUUUGAGAGUGCACAUGAGAAUACACACCGGAGAAAAACCCUUUUCUUGUUCAAUUUGUGGUAAAGGUUUUGCACAAAGUUCAUGUAUGGAAAAACACAGGAGAAUACACACUGGAGAAAAAUCUUUUAUCUGUUCAAUCUGUAGUAAAGGUUUUGCACAAAGUCACAAUUUGAAAGCACACAUGAGAAUACACACUGGUGAAAAACCUUUUAUUUGUAUAAUCUGUGGUAAAGGUUUUGUAGAAAGUAACAAUUUGAAAGUGCACAUGAGAACGCACACCGGUGAAAAACCUUUCAUCUGUUCAACCUGUGGUAAAAGUUUCACAGAAAGUCAAUGUUUGAAAAGACACACAAGAACGCACACUGGUGAAAAAUCACAUUCCUGUUCAAUCUGCAACAGAAGCUUUCGUGAACGACCAAACCUUGUAGCACACAUGAGAACACACACAGGAGAGAAAGUGUUGAGUUGCAGUGUGUGUGGUGAAAGAUUCUCUUAUAAGUACCAGCUUGACAAACACACGUGUGCUGGUGAGAACAGCAGGAGCAAAUGAAACUGCAGGAUUUGAAAUUAACUGUCAAGACUUUAAUUUUGACUUUCUAACAACAUCAGCACAUAUAACAUGUGUGACAUUGUUGUUUGUGUAACAAUCUUUUUAGUAUACUUCUACAUUUAUAGAUUAGGUAGUUUGAAAUAUUGAAGUGAUACCGGUACAUGUUUUUAUUUCUAAUUGUUAAUGAUCCUAUAGAUUAGCACCUUUACAUAUACAUAUUUACUGGUUCACAUCUGAAACAUCUUCUGGACCACUUUAGGAAGCAUAUUAUUAUUUACUUUAUACAUAAUUGGAACAGUUGUCUUUUAUAGAACUUUAAAAUGUGUGAAUUUAUAAAUCAUUUGUUGGGUCUCUAUAAUCAAUGUUAUUAAUUACUGUAUCUGUGUUACUCUCUUUUGUAAUAUGAUGAUUGUGUUGUGAUUGUUGUAUAUGUAUGUCCCCAGACCUUUAUGCAAUACAAAAGUGAGAGAAAAUGGCUGAAUUGUUUGUGGAAGGAUGGUUUUGAUUUUACACACUUACAUUUGCGGAUAAAACAAAACAUCCCAUUAUUGGGUUUUAAACAUUUUUAAUGUUAUUUUGUUCUUUUUUAACAUCCCAGAAACAAUAUCAAUAUCAAUCAAAGUUUGGAGUGACAUGCAAAAGCCAAUAUUGUACAUCAUCCCACAGAGAUUUACUUUGCAUACAUUCAUAAAAUAAACUGUUUAUUUUGUUUCCCUAUCACAGAAAGAACAA